Messenger RNA from Scatophagus argus, 2257 nucleotides. Its product is annotated as nectin-1-like. The record is from RefSeq and is a predicted model, not a curated record. Bases 447 to 1553 code for a protein of 368 amino acids. Gene Ontology annotation, cellular component: adherens junction. NCBI's taxonomy places the organism in Eukaryota, Metazoa, Chordata, Actinopteri, Scatophagidae. Gene Ontology annotation, biological process: heterophilic cell-cell adhesion; homophilic cell-cell adhesion. The transcript has 7 exons.
AACACAUUUGAGUUGUUUAUUGAUUUUGUUUAUUAAACUAUUGAUCUGAGAGCUGUUUUACAUUUAGUAUUGUUAAACUUCUUCUUUUUUUGCGGAAGAACAGCUAAUGAAAGGGAGGGAAGAUGCUUCACAAGAACCUGGAUGAUUUUGCUGAACACAAUUUCAUUUGGAUUUUUAUGGAAUUUUAAAAUGCAGGGAUGACAUACUGAGUAAAGUUUGAGGCAAACGACGGUACAUACUGAUCAGACAGUUAAAGAAAAGUGCGGCUGCAGCUUCACCUGCUAACGUUGACUUGUCGCCAAAAACAAGCCCGUUGUUUAUUUGUUUAAGUGAGAUUAAUUGAUAUCCUCCCCUCCCCGCCCACGUGUGCCUCAUGACGUGACUACUCAGCUCUGCAGACACGAGAUUUAAGAAGUCCUUUGUCGCAUUUUUAUCUCUGAACAUGGAUGCCGUGUAGCUCCACGAUGCUUUUACUGAUGUUAGUGUUAAACCUGAGCACAGCUGAAGCUCUACAGGUGAUUGGAGGAAACAUCACCGUGGGACAAGGAGGGACUGCUGUCUUACCGUGCAAAGUCAUUGACACCACGGAGACGGUUACUCAGAUUUCAUGGCAGAGAAAAACCAGAACGAAAACUGAGAAUGAGAACUUCUUCACAGUCUUGUCCACAAAUGGAGCAAAGGUUAUCAAUGGAGAUAAACGUUUUAAAUUUGUUGGGAGUGUUAACGACGGCAAUGGAGCACUCCAGUUUUCCAAUGUCACACUGAUGGAUGAAGGCAGCUACGCAUGUGUCUUCACUAUGUUCCCCAGUGGAAACCACAAGACAGAAGUGCCUCUAAACGUGCUUGUUCCUCCAGUCUCAAGCCUCCAGUACAAUAUUCCUGUUCUGGGCAAUGAGGAGGUUUCCCUGGUUCUGUGCACGGCUGCUGGUUCCAGGCCUCCCGCGGAGGUGAAGUGGUUGACUGGUACUCUGGAAGGAAAAGUGAGGGCAACAACCAACUCCACCAAGCAUGACAACGGUACGACUACCACAGUCAGCUCUCUGUUUGGAGUACCAACCACAGAAAUCAAUCACCACGUGGUCCAGUGUGUCGUCACCAACGCAGCCCUGUUGAAAGAAGAAACCCGUCCCUUCACCUUGCAGGUCCACUUCCCACCUGUGGAAGUAAACAUUCGUGAACGAGCCAAAGACUCAUUUGAAUGUGUGUCUGACGCCAAUCCGGAUGCAGACUUUACCUGGAGCAGACCUGACAACUCGUGGCCUCAGUCUGCUCUCCGAGUAGGUGCAACAUUACAGUUUCAGAGCAUGACCCCUGAGCUAAAUGGCCUCUAUGAGUGCGAAGCAUCGAACACCUUUGGAAGAAAACGUGGUCACCUCUAUGUGCAUGUGACUUCAGAGGUCUGCCGUGUUUGUUGGGCCUUAUUUGCUAUUUUGCUCAUCCUCAUUGCUUUUGCUGCUGGUGCAGGGUGGUACCUCUAUAAAACUGGGAAAUUCCAAAGGUUUUUUUCAAGGUCAGAAGAGGGCACAAGCACAGAGAGAGAAAACCAGUAUUAACAUCUUCCAGCUCACAUGAACACACUGAUCAUGGAGUAGAAGAAGAAGAAGACGAAGAAAGAGAAGACGAGAGGCCAUUAUAGGCAGAGAUAGAGAAUUUAGUAGUUAAAGGUGUUUGCUUUAAUGAUUACUGUUUUGUCUUUCUUUCAGUUUAGUUUGUUUCUAAAUGUUUUGUCUUUUUUUUCCCAAGAUCUGCCUGAAAAUAUGUGGAGGCACAUUUGAAACUGUAUAGCUUAGGGAGCACUUUACCAUCUGUGGCAGCAGCAAGUUGUAGCACAGUUGUUGUGGCGUCAUACAGACGCCACGGCUAACAUUUCAUUCCUGACUCAGCUGGUUAAUGAACAGAUGCAAGCAGCUGCUGUGUCUCUUUUCCUUGAGGUUGUCCCGAAUGCCGCUGUUUUGGGGCAUCAAAGAUUCAGUGAUAAGGAUGAAGUUCGCCUAUAAGAGCGACAUGGUAAGCAUUUACGCAUGAGACACAGCAGCCUAACUUUUAACAUUGAUUAUUAUGAUUAUUAUUUAAUUUUCUGUGUUCUUCUACAUGUCUGAAAGGCGACACACAGAGCCCAGAUUCACGCAGAUUGUUUGGAGUAAAGCUGCUGUCCUCCUUUAACUUUUAUUUUACCAGGAAGUCCCAUUUAAUGCUGUUUCCUUUGGAAAGUUUAUGAUUUCAGCUUUUCUCUUAACAGUUUUAAUUUAAUUAUAUU